Messenger RNA from Acanthosepion pharaonis, 618 nucleotides. Lineage: Eukaryota; Metazoa; Mollusca; Cephalopoda; Sepiida; Sepiidae. The record is from the annotation of a GenBank genome assembly.
AUGAUCUCCAGCAAGCAGUCGCUUCGCAUGAAAAGAAAGGAUUUCUUUUUCUUAGGAUUGUGUGGAUGUGCGUGGUUUUAUAUUUACAUAUAUGUAAUCGGAUACAUUACGAAAUCGCUGAAUUUUGAUAUUUCACUAUCUAUCUAUCUAUCUAUCUAUCUAUCUAUCUAUCUAUGUAAUCUGUGUCCGUUUUUCUUUCUUUCUUUCUCGCUUUCUUUCUUUCUUUCUUUCUUUCUUUCUUACUUUCUUUUUUUGGAGUUUUUUAUAGUUUUCUUUCCUUUCUGCUCUUAUUCUCAGUCGUUUUUUAUUUUGCUUCCUUCUUUUGUUUUUCAUUUUAAAAUCUUUUUUAUCUUCCGUUCUUUUUUUUUAACUUUAUUUCUUUCUUUCUUUCUUUCUUUCUUUCUUUUUUUCUUUCUUUUUCUCUUUCUUUUUCUCUUUCUUUCUUUCUUUCUUACUUUCUUCUUGCGUUCUUUCUAUCUUUUUUCUCUCUCUGUCUUUCUUUUUUCUAUCUCUCCUUCUUUUUUCUCUUUCUUUCUUUCUUCUUUCUUUCUUUUCUUUUUUUCUUUCUUUUUCUUUCUUUCUUUCUUUACACUACCUCGCUUUUUUAAACAUUUCUGA